UAAUGGUGAUAUCUUUUUUAGGUUUGAAUAUUAUCAUAAACAUUAAAAUGUUGUCUAAAUUGAAUAGUGAAGAGUGGAAUAUCUUUUGUAACCGUGAAGAACAUUCCAAUAAAGAUACUAAAACAGUAACACAGACGAACAAUGAUAAUAUUUUUAUUAAACCAUGUUCUGUUUAUUUGGGCCCCCAAAUUAAUAUGAAUGUAUUGAAGGAGUAUGCCAGAAAACCAACAGAGGAACCUACAUUUGGUCUGAACCAAAGAUACCCCAAACGAACAAAAAAUGAAGAUAUUCAAGAGCGACUUAGUAAUUACAUAGGACCAUUUGAUAUCGAACGUCUUACUAGCCAAUCAAAUAACGAGUUAUUUAAAUCUAAAAGGUUCAAUUAUAAUAACAUUUAUAACACUUCAUUCAAAUAUUCAAUAUUGAAUCCAGGGGUUGUUUUAGAUUUUAUUAGAGUGCCGUGUUUAAAUAAACUCACGACGCUAUUGGAUUUAAUGUAUAAUGAAUCUUUACAUCGUUUGUGCUCAAAUGACUUAAGAGGCCGUGAAAAAUGUAUACGAACAUCCACAGAACUAAAGAAUUUUUUAUUUGAUUUAAGUUAUCAAAAAUUCAUUCAAUUUUGGGGACCUGACGUACAGUUUUCUAAGAGUAAAUUGGAUUUAUUUAUCUUAAAAGAAUACAAACGACUCAGACGUUCAUUAAUUAAACAUUCAAAACGUAAUACAACUAUAAAUAACAUAAGCUUAAGAAGAUUAAUAAUUCGCAAUGGAUGUUUAACAAGAUAUUCAAAGAAACCUCAAAUAAUAAGGUGUUUUUAUAUAAUUAAUACCUUCUGCACAAUUCUAGUGAAAAAAUUUUGCAGACUACUUUAUAUGAGGAGAACAUUAUUGUCUAAUUGUAUACACCCUGAUAAUGAAAUACUGCGUUUAAAACUCUAUCAUGAAGGUACGACCAAUAGAAAAACAUUUAUGGAAGUUGUUAAUGAUUACAAACAAAUAACAAAAAGUAGUAGACUAAAUUUUUUUCAAUUAUCCGAUGUACAAUUUGCGUAUGAAAGUAUACUUGAACCUGGAGAAAGUAUAGAUAAAUCAGAUUUAGAUAAAUGUGCAAAUGAAAGUUACAAUAAUGAAUGUUUUCAAAGCGGCAAUGAAAUAAAUCACAUAAGGUUUUCUAUGAAUCAUAGUAAGUUUAAUGAUGAUGACUUUGAUUUACAUUUAGAUGAUUGUAAUAUUAAACCAGAGAAUGUAUUAAAUGAUUUGUUCAUGCUUCCUUCCUUUACUAAUUUCUUAUCAACAUCCAAUAACAAUAACUUUAAUAACUAUUCUGACAAGACUGUAAAACUUCCAGAAGAUUUAACUGAAUGGGCUGGCGAAGUUCGAUCUCGUAAUCACUUUCUUUUCAAUGAAGAAGAGAACAAAGCUGAAACUACUGAAGAUAAUUCAAAAAAUGUAUCUAUCGAAGUAAUAGAGGAAGAAGUUCAUUUAGAAUGUACUUCCAAUGAAGAACAUAAUAUUGAAAAUGAAAAGGAAACUCUGAGACCUUGUUUAGAAGAAGUUAUAACAUCCACAGAUAGUUUAGAACAAGAAAUAACAGACACGAUCAAUCAAGAAGAUAGGGACAUUUCUACCGAUUGUUUGGAGGGAAAUUCUGUUACAAAUUAUUCAGAAGCAAAUGCUUCUGAAAAAUUAGAAAAAGUAAUUCCCACGUUGAAUUUAGAACAAGCAACUUGUAUUGAUGUUGUAGAGGAGGAAACUUCUAUAAAUAAAUUAGUAGAAGAAGUACAAGAAAAGGAAGAGGAACAAGUUGAAGAAGAAGAAGAAGAUGACGUCGACGACGAUGACGAUGACGAUGACGAUGAUGACGAUGACGAUGAUGACGAUGACGAUGACGAUGAUGAUGAUAAUGAUGAUGAUGAUAGUAGUGGUGGUGAUGAUGGUGAAGGAGAAGGCGGAGUGGGAGAAGGAGAAGAAAAAGGAGAAGGAACAGCAAUAAAUACUUCAGAAGGGAAAAGUAUAAGUUCCAGUUAUACGAAAAUCAAUAAAAUAUUCAAAAAAAAAUUAUUAACACAUUCAAUGAAAAUAACCAAAGCUGAAAAAAAAACGUUGGUAAGGAUUAUAAAUUCAAAAUUUGAUCCCGAUAAAAUAAAUUGGAAAAGGUAUAAACAAUCUACAAGAACGAGAUUGUUUCAAAUUAUCGUAUUCUUUGGAAGUUUUAGAAUGGCACUUUCUGACGAGCUUCACUUGGAUCGUUUAGGAUUAAAAAACGAUAAAAUAUGCGAAAUCGAUAAACUUUUGAGAUCAAUAAAAAUUGAAGCUGGUCUGUUGCAACAAUUUUUUACAUUUAAUGGAGUAGAAAACUUUUUAAUUUGGCCAUUAGGUAAGGAUAUUGUUGAUAAUAUCAUUUCACAGAGUAGUCCAACUAUUAACAUUUUAUUCAGUUUUGUUAAAGAUAUAAUUACUAAGUUUUGUGAUAAAGUAAAAGUAUUUUUACACAAAUCUGGUUUAAAAAUCGUACUGAACAAAGAAUCUCUUUUUGAAGAAUUAUCUAAUGAUAAGAUAGGAAAAGACGGCUUUAAUACUAAGCUAUCAUUGGAAUAUGAAAAUAUUCCAUCUACAUCAUCAUCAGCUAAUAUUAAUGUAUUUUCAACUGAUGUCCAAAAAAACAUUGACACUGAACAUUUAGAUUUAACUAAAAUAUCAAUUUGUAUUGAUAAAAAUAGUUCUAAUGAGGAAAUAUGUCAGAGUAUGAUUAGAAUUUUAAAAUCAGAUGAUUCUAUCCUUCAAUCUUGGAUAGAGUGUAAUGACUCGAAAAAGUUCAAAUCCAAACUCCUACAAGCUGGCGUUACAUUACCAAUAGAAGAAAGCAAUACUGUACAUUGUUCAAAAUUUGUUGAAAUAUAUGUAAGAUGGUUUUGUGAAGAAUACCUUCAAGGAGACAAAUUUUAUAAAUUGGCUUUAAGUAUCUUAAAAAAUAUUUCUAUUCAUAUCAAUACUGUUGGCGAAUGUACAAACACAAAAGUUGAAAUGGCAAUUAAUAACGCUUUAAUCAUAUUGUAUCAUGAUCCAUGCUUCGCAAAGGCGUACGAAUCAUAUCUUGAUGCAAAAAUCUCUCCUAAGUGUUCGUCUAGUUCAAAAUAUGAAAUAUCAAGUGUUGACAAAGAUCACAGUGAUUAUAAAGAUGUUAAUACUAAAUGUAUUGAAGAAGUAAACAUUGAACCAAUUAUUAAUGUUCAAACGAAUGCGAUAGACACUGAUAAUGCUGGAAUAACAUCUAUUACUAGUGAUACUUCCACAUCUAAUGUGUUAGAUGAAUUAAAUAAUGCUCAAGUGAGUGAUUCAGAUACUUUAAACCCACAAUGUUCUAAUGAUUUUAUUCACGAUUUUACAAAGUUAUUAAGUGAAAAUGAUGAUGGGACGUCUAAUAAUUUAUUUGAAAAUAUUGAUGUUGAUGAAAAUAAUCUAUUUAACACUGAUUUGAUAAAUAUCGAUGAUUCUAAUUGUAAUCCACUACAGUUCAAUGAAUCUAAUCCAUUUGAUGAUUUUCCAAUGAAUAAUUUAUUCGAUGAUAAUAUUCCACUUGAAACUCAUUCGGUUAAUGAUAUGUUAGGAAUAAACUUACAGUUUCAACAAGAUAAGAACACAGAAGAAGUUUCACUGAUAUCCUCAUGUGAUCAACUUGUGAAUUAUGCUGUGAGCGAUGAAAUUAGUCUCGAAGAGCUUAAUACGGCGGCAGUUAGUGACGAAUAUGGUUUUGACAAUGCUGGGGUACUAUUGCCGCCUUACAAUUGAGUGCUAUCUUGUAUAUAAAAAACAAAUUGUAAA
Molecule: messenger RNA, 3821 nt
Organism: Rhopalosiphum padi (bird cherry-oat aphid)
Lineage: Eukaryota; Metazoa; Arthropoda; Insecta; Hemiptera; Aphididae
Exons: 2
Coding region: 3-3788 (1261 amino acids)
Source: RefSeq, a predicted model, not a curated record